Molecule: messenger RNA, 507 nt
Organism: Saccostrea cuccullata (small rock oyster)
Lineage: Eukaryota; Metazoa; Mollusca; Bivalvia; Ostreida; Ostreidae
Exons: 3
Coding region: 1-507 (168 amino acids)
Source: RefSeq, a predicted model, not a curated record
AUGGACAAAGAUGACCUAUCAGUUGGAAAAUCUGCUAUUCAAAGACCAUUGUGGACCUGUUCAACACCUGAACAUUGUCGUCGUUAUGAAGCCGCAAAUGCAGUUGAUAGGAAUUUUGAUACUUGCAUGAGAACGGACGGUGUUGGCUCAAGCUCAACAUAUCGACACGUCCAGUGGCAAGUGGACCUCGGUGGAAUUCGCAGUAUAUACAACAUUAGAAUUCUAUUUAAAAGCUACGGCGUAGAAACAGAAUUUCGGCAACGGGGUCGUUUUGCGGGAUUUGCGCUCUACCUGUCAAACACGACAAAUAAAGAUGAUGGUUAUCUGUGCUAUAAAGAUGGACCAGAGUUACCUCCAUUAGAUUUCAACACCAAGUGUAUAAAACAUGGACGGUAUUUGACAUACUACAAUGAAAGAGUGUAUGACCAACUUUAUCCUGUUGGAUAUGCAAGCAUGGUAGUCACUGAACUAUGUGAAGUCAUGAUUUAUGGUAAGCAGAUGAUUUAA